AUCACUUCCUCUCGGGGAGGGGGAUUGACUUGUCUUUAAAGCCCGGCCGUGUGAGACUUCAGCACCGCAUAGCGCAGCAUCCUCAGCAUGGACACCUACCAGAAGCCGGAGGACAAGGACCUGCAGGCCUUCCAGGACCUGGCCAACCGCCUGAGGAUCCACUCCAUCAGGGCGACAUGCGCCUCCAACUCGGGACAUCCCACGUCCUGCUGCAGUGCUGCGGAGAUCCUGUCUGUGCUCUUCUUCAACACCAUGAGAUAUGAUGCUGCGGACCCUGGAAAUGUUAACAAUGACCGUUUUGUCCUUUCUAAAGGCCACGCUGCUCCCAUUCUUUAUGCCGCCUGGGCUGAAGCUGGCUUUAUCAAGGAAUCUGAUCUGCUGAACUUGAGGAAGAUUGAUUGUGAUCUGGAGGGACACCCUACACCUAAACUACCCUUUGUUGAUGUUGCCACCGGCUCUUUGGGACAAGGUCUUGGGGCAGCGUGCGGUAUGGCCUACACUGGGAAAUACUUCGAUAAAGCCAGUUACCGUGUAUACUGCUUGUUGGGUGAUGGUGAGUCUUCCGAGGGUGCUGUCUGGGAAGCUAUGGCAUUUGCUUCUCAUUACCAGCUGGACAACCUGGUGGCCGUCUUUGAUGUCAACCGUCUGGGGCAGAGCGAGGCAGCCCCUCUUCAGCAUAAUACAGAUGUUUACAGAAAGAGAUGCGAAGCAUUUGGGUGGAACACCUAUGUUGUUGAUGGUCACGAUGUGGCAGAGCUGUGCAACGUGCUGUGGCAGGCAGAGCAUGUAAAGGACAAACCUACAGCUAUUAUUGCGAAGACCUACAAAGGAAAAGGCAUCUCGGGAGUUGAAAAUGAGGAUAACUGGCAUGGAAAGCCAAUGCCAAAAGACAAAGUCGAAUCUAUCAUCAAUGAGGUCCAAAACCAAAUCCAGACCAAUCGGAAGCUGGCCCCUAAAGCUCCGACAAUAGAUGCUCCUGAAGUCAGUAUUUCUGACAUUAAAAUGCCAUCUCCUCCAAGCUACAAAAUCGGGGAUAAGAUUGCAACACGUAAAGCAUAUGGCUUGGCUCUUGCAAAGCUAGGACACGCAAAUAACAGGGUCAUUGCUCUUGAUGGGGACACCAAAAACUCAACUUUCUCUGAAAUCUUCAAGAAUGCGCACCCUGACCGCUAUAUUGAGUGUUUCAUAGCUGAGCAGAACAUGGUCAGUGUUGCAAUGGGUUGUGCCACCAGGAACCGCACUGUGGCUUUUGCCAGCACCUUUGCUGCUUUCCUCAGCAGGGCAUACGAUCACAUUCGAAUGGGAGCCAUAUCUCAGUCCAACGUUAAUCUAUGUGGAUCGCACUGCGGUGUAUCUAUCGGUGAGGACGGACCAUCCCAGAUGGCUUUGGAGGAUAUUGCAAUGUUUCGUGCCAUUCCAACCUGCACAGUCUUCUAUCCCAGUGAUGGAGUCUCCACAGAACACGCAGUCCUGCUGGCUGCGAAUACACCGGGAAUCUGCUUCAUUCGAACCAGUCGUCCAGAUACUGCUAUAAUUUAUUCUCCUGAAGAGAAAUUUGAAAUCGGCCAGGCAAAGAUUGUCCGUCAGAGCGAUUCGGACCGAGUCACGGUUAUUGGGGCAGGUGUUACGCUACAUGAGGCUCUGGCAGCGGCUGAUGAACUCGCCAAACAAGGUAUAAACAUCCGUGUGGUCGAUCCUUUCACCAUUAAACCCUUGGAUGCUGCAACCAUUAUUUCAAGCGGAAGAGCAACUGGUGGUCACAUAAUUACCGUUGAAGAUCACUAUAGAGAAGGGGGCAUAGGAGAGGCUGUGUGUGCCGCGGUUGCCGGAGAGCCUGGAUUCAUUGUACAGAAUUUGGCUGUUCGUGGUGUACCUCGCAGUGGGAAACCUACAGAACUUCUAGACAUGUUCGGCAUCAGUGCUAAAAGUAUCGUCGAAGCUGUCAAGUCUACAUUCUCAAAUUAACUCUUUGCCAGAGGUUGCGUUGGCUAUAUGUCAAAAAUGGCACUUCCCCAGUCUGAUUUAAUACAUUGUUUCUGUGCUACCUCAGUGUAAACGGUUCCAGUUUCCAUGCUUGCUCCUGGAACUUGCAGCUCUUAUGUUUGUUGUGGCACUAGCUGGUCUCUAGAAUGCUGUCUGUCUCAAUGUCUGGUUUCUACACUUAUCACAAUAAAGAUGACUUAAUGGUUA
Spea bombifrons (plains spadefoot toad) is the source of this 2190-nucleotide messenger RNA. It is a transcript of the gene TKTL1, whose product is annotated as transketolase like 1. The transcript has 14 exons. The record is from RefSeq and is a predicted model, not a curated record. Gene Ontology annotation, molecular function: transketolase activity; thiamine pyrophosphate binding. NCBI's taxonomy places the organism in Eukaryota, Metazoa, Chordata, Amphibia, Anura, Pelobatidae. Bases 88 to 1965 code for a protein of 625 amino acids.